Pochonia chlamydosporia 170 is the source of this 747-nucleotide messenger RNA. RefSeq lists its product as hypothetical. The transcript has a single exon. Lineage: Eukaryota; Fungi; Ascomycota; Sordariomycetes; Hypocreales; Clavicipitaceae. The coding region runs from base 1 to 747 and encodes 248 amino acids. The record is from RefSeq and is a predicted model, not a curated record.
AUGCACGGCAUAUUGUCUGGAACAGAUGAUAUAAGGACGCUGUUACCCCCUAGGGGAAAGGGGUUGGUUUUUGUUUCUCUCUUUGCUUCACCACACGACUUGGCUGAACAGAUUUGGCCGGGAUCUGUGAAGAAUUUUGACGACCUCUCUUGUUUGGUUUGGCCUUUGCCACAGGCAACGACUCAAUCUGUGGACGGGAUAUGCCACAGCUGUCUUGAUAUUAAGUACACACGGACGACGCCCUCUCGAUUCAGAGAAACUUGUCUUGUUUGUCGUCAUCCUCUUUUCGCGUCUGCCUUCAUCGGCUGGACUUACUCCUCGUGGAUAGAUCGUCUUCGGUCUCGUACAGGCGUUGUCUGUGUGCUGACAGGCGAAACGGUUGAGUCUUACUCAUACUUCUCCUCUUUCGUUCUCCUGCACGUUGUCUCUCUCCUCAAGGCGAGGCUAACAGCAAAGCCAUUUCAGGCUAUUCCUCAUUCAUCGUCGCUUCUAGCGGCAAAAUUCAAUAUCAUUUUGCCCCUAGCCCCCAUCACGCUCCUCAAUUUGCUCCGUGCUUCUGAUAACCCCCCUCGUUCCAAUUGCAGUAUCACCGUAGUCUUGCGGGCGGUAAACACUCCGGUCCUUGGCUUUUUGUGCGCCCCCAGAUCAAGGGAUAUUCAAUAUUCAUCUCUUGGUGUUGAAUGGGGUUGCAAAGAGUUGUUCUUUUUAGUCACAGCUCUUCAGCUGUUGGGGGCGGAAUUUGAGUAG